This is a messenger RNA of Odocoileus virginianus texanus, 871 nucleotides long. Lineage: Eukaryota; Metazoa; Chordata; Mammalia; Artiodactyla; Cervidae. The record is from RefSeq and is a predicted model, not a curated record.
UGCAUGUUGAGUAGGGGUGGCAGCCAGGGUCUUGAGGGAGCCUUGUGGUGUCCCCUCAGGGUGGGCAUCACUCUUUUCUGUACUAAAGAAAAGACAGGGCCUCUCUGAGUUCCUCACUGGCCGCCUCGGAGUCCACCCCAAGCCAACAGGACUCAGCAAAGAAAAGCGUGCGAAUGGAAGGGAAGGCAGAGGUGUCCCCCAAGCUGAAAGAGGCCCAGGAGCGCAGGACUUUCCUGGCAAAGAAAGCAGCUGCCCGGAACAGGAGCCCUCUGGCCUCCAGUCCUGCCCCUCUGGAGGCUGGUCCUGAGCAGAGAACCAGGAAGAUGAGAGGCCGCAAGAGGAAGAAACUAACGGGUGUCAAGGCAGCAGCCCACAAGAGCAGCUCCCUGGCCUCCCACCCCAGCUCCUCAGACGCUGUCUCCGAGUUGAAGUCCUGGAGUAAGAGGGAGCAGAGGAGGGACAUAUGGACUGUCAAUCACAUUGAGGGAACAAAACUCAGGAUGCACAAGAGGAGAAGACCUAGCUAUCGUCCAGAAGACCAAGAAGCCUUCUACCGACUUCUGGAGGAUCCCGUCAUCCAGAGCUUCUUGGAAGCUGACAUUUUCCUGAAGGUGUCUGACAAGUACCUGCUGUCCAUGGUGGUGGAGUACUUCGGCCGUGUGGGGCUGCCCGGUCACCUCUACAACAGGAUCCACUUCUUCCUGGCCCUGUGAGCACCGCCCGAGGGCCCCCAGUGGUGGUUCAAGGCCUUCAAGGGAUCACAGGGUCAGAGGAGGGGAAGGCAGUCAGUCAGAUCCUGGGGUAAGGAAUGUAGUCAGGAGACACCGCGCGCUGCCCGAAGACUGACUGACCCAAGGUGGAACGCCCCGGA